AUGGACGCCAUCCGAGAGAUGCCGCCGACGGAUCUCCUCGCAGGAGCGGCGCUGGUGGCGUGCGUGUUUCUAGCCCUGAUUGCGGCCUUUCGACGAAGCCCGAAAAACGCGCCUCCUGUGGUGAGGAUGGGCGUGCCGGUGUUCGGGAACUUCGCAGCCUUCAUCCGAAGCCCUCUCAACAUGAUCAGGGAGUGCUACGAGAAGUACGGUGCUGUGUAUACCGUCCCCCUGAUGGGGUUCAACUUCACGUUUCUGGUUGGACCGGAGGCUCAGGCACCGUUCUUCAAACUCAACGACGAGACCAUGAGCCAGAACGAAGUGUACGGGAGGUACACCAAGCCCGUGUUCGGCGCUGAUGUGGUGUAUGCGGCAGACCCGAAGAAGCGCAACCAGCAGAUGCAGCACAUGGCCUACGGCCUGCGGACGGCAAGGCUCAAGUCGUACGUUCCCAUGAUCGAGAAGGAGACGCGCAACUUCCUCAAGACCUGGGGUGACUCGGGUGAAGUCGACCUGGCUUCCGCGUUGUCAAGGCUGACCAUCUUGACGGCCUCCCGCUGCCUUCACGGAGAUGAAGUACGCGAGAACCUGUUCGAGGAAGUGGCUCGCCUUUUCCACGACCUGGAUGAAGGCAUGACCCCCCUCUCGGUAUUCCUGCCGCAUGCCCCGAUCCCCGCUCACUUCCGACGUGACAAGGCUAGGAAGGAGAUGGUGACCGUGCUGUCUUCCGUCAUCAGCGCGAGAAGGGCGGAGCAGGCAUCCGGCACCUCCACCGUGGAGAAGACCGACCUCUUGCAGGUGUUUGUGGACAUGAAGUACAAGGACGGCAGCACCAACACCGACGACCAGGUGGUGGGCCUGCUCAUCGCCCUCCUCUUCGCGGGACAGCACACCUCUUCCAUCACCUCCACCUGGACCACCCUCCUCACCACCCGGGACCCCAAGAUGCUGGAGCGGCUUCUCGAGGAGCAGGAGACGGUGCUCAAGGACACCCAGAACACGCCUCUCACGUGGGAACACCUUGGCGAGAUGGAGCUGCUGCACGACUGCAUGCGCGAGACCCUCCGCAUGUACCCGCCGCUGAUCCUCUUGUUGCGUAUGGCGAAGAAGGACUUCACGGUGACCUCGAAGGGACAGAGCUUCACCGUUCCCAAGGGACACUUCGUUGGCACCUCCCCGCACGUGGCAAUGCGCCUGCCCACCGUCUUCAAGAACCCCGACGAGUUCGACCCUGACCGGUUCGGUCCUGAGAGACAGGAGCACAAGCAGCCCUUCGCAUACCUCGGCUUCGGCGCAGGAAUGCACCAGUGCAUGGGGCAGCAGUUCGCUUUCGUGCAGGUGAAGACGAUCUUGUCUGUGCUUCUGCGAGAGUACAAGAUCGAGAUGGUCGGAGAGCUUCCCCCUGCCGAUUUCAACGCGAUGGUCGUGGGCCCCAAGGGCAAGUGCACCGUGCGCUACACCAAGAAGACCGCGUGA
Molecule: messenger RNA, 1473 nt
Organism: Ectocarpus siliculosus
Lineage: Eukaryota; Phaeophyceae; Ectocarpales; Ectocarpaceae
Source: the annotation of a GenBank genome assembly